Messenger RNA from Malania oleifera, 3271 nucleotides. RefSeq names its product beta-galactosidase 9. The record is from RefSeq and is a predicted model, not a curated record. NCBI's taxonomy places the organism in Eukaryota, Viridiplantae, Streptophyta, Magnoliopsida, Santalales, Ximeniaceae. Gene Ontology annotation, molecular function: carbohydrate binding; beta-galactosidase activity. The coding region runs from base 283 to 2955 and encodes 890 amino acids. Gene Ontology annotation, biological process: carbohydrate metabolic process. Gene Ontology annotation, cellular component: cell wall; vacuole. The transcript is spliced from 19 exons.
AAUAAUGGGAACUCUUCUGGUUUUUUUCUCUGAAUACCAAAAGAAAAAUGUAGGAAAACCGAUAAGCGCGUGUAUAGCACGUGCCCGGCGUGCUGGUGAACCGUCCAUUUCCCCUCACGCAGCCUUUGCCUCCAAGACUCCAAGUCGCUCUCCCGCACUCAUCGUGGAGUGAAUUCCACUGCUACGCUCCGUAUUGUUUUUCACUUCCUUCCUCUUAUUAGCUUCGCGCGCGCGCGCACGCACACACUAUCAGUCACAGGCACUCCCUCCUCCGCAGAAAAAAUGUUUGUGAAUCGAAGCUUGCUUCACUGCCUCUCUCUGGUUCUGGCCGUCCGCUUCUCGGUGGUCGCUGCUCGCUUUUUCGAACCCUUCAACGUGAGCUACGACCACAGAGCUCUCAUCAUCGACGGCCACCGCCGCAUGCUUAUCUCCGCCGGCAUCCACUACCCUCGCGCCACCCCCGAGAUGUGGCCUGAUCUAAUAGCAAAAAGCAAAGAGGGUGGAGUGGAUGUGAUUGAAACCUAUGUUUUUUGGAAUGUGCAUGAACCAGCUAGAGGACAGUACAACUUUGAAGGGAGAUAUGAUAUCGUCAAGUUUGCGAAGCUAGUGGGAUCAAGUGGACUCUACCUGUUUCUCCGCAUUGGUCCAUAUGUCUGUGCUGAGUGGAAUUUCGGGGGCUUUCCUGUAUGGCUGCGUGAUAUUCCUGGAAUUGAAUUUAGGACUGACAAUGCACCAUUCAAGGAGGAGAUGCAGCGCUUUGUUAAAAUGAUUGUGGAUUUGAUGCGAGAGGAGAUGCUUUUUUCUUGGCAGGGUGGUCCCAUCAUUAUGUUGCAGAUUGAGAAUGAGUAUGGCAAUGUUGAAAGCUCAUUUGGCAAGAAGGGAAAGGACUAUGUUAAAUGGGCUGCUGGAAUGGCUCUUGGGCUGGGGGCUGGUGUUCCAUGGGUUAUGUGCAGGCAGGAUGAUGCUCCAGAUGUUAUUGUAAACACCUGCAAUGGAUUUUAUUGUGAUGGUUUUGGGCCAAAUUCUAAUGACAAACCUAUAUUUUGGACAGAGGAUUGGAAUGGAUGGUAUUCAUCUUGGGGGGGAAGAAUUCCACAUAGACCUGCUGAAGAUAAUGCGUUUGCAGUUGCUCGCUUUUUUCAACGUGGAGGAAGUUUUCAGAAUUAUUAUAUGUUUUUUGGCGGGACGAACUUUGGCCGGACUUCUGGGGGCCCAUUCUAUAUAACGAGUUAUGAUUAUGAUGCUCCAAUUGAUGAGUAUGGUAUGCUGAACCAGCCCAAAUGGGGGCAUUUCAAGGAUCUGCAUGCUGGCAUAAAGCUCUGUGAACCUGCUUUAGUUGCUGUUGAUUCUCCUCUGUAUAUAAAAUUGGGACCAAAGCAGGAGGCCCAUGUAUAUAGUGAAGAUGUUCAGGCCAGAGGCUUUAAUUCAAGUUACUCUGUAAAUGAAAGCAAAUGCGCAGCAUUUCUUGCAAAUAUUGAUGAAAAUGAAACCGCCGUGGUGACAUUCCAUGGUCAAGUAUAUACUUUGCCACCAUGGUCAGUUAGUAUAUUGCCUGACUGCAGGAAUACAGCUUUCAAUACAGCAAAGGUUGGGGCACAAACUUCCAUUAAAACUGUAGAACCUGUCUUGCCUCUUUUUCCCCAUAUUCAUGUACCUCAACAACUACAGAUUCAGAAAGAAAGUUCUUGUAUUUCUAGAACGUGGAUGACUGUAAAAGAGCCAAUUGACCUAUGGAGUGAGAACAAUUUCACGGUUCAUGGCAUAUUGGAGCAUUUAAAUGUUACGAAGGACCAUUCUGAUUAUCUAUGGCAUUUCACUAGAAUAUAUGUUUCUGAUGAUGACAUUUCGUUUUGGGAGAACAACAAAGUUAAUCCUGCACUUAUGAUUGGUAGCAUGCGUGAUGUUGUGCGAGUAUUCAUUAACGGCCAGCUUACAGGCAGCGUGGUUGGUCACUGGGUCAAGGUGCUGGAGCCUCUUCAGUUUUUCCAGGGUUACAAUGACUUGGUUUUAUUAUCUCAGACUGUGGGUUUGCAGAACUAUGGUGCCUUCUUGGAGAAAGAUGGAGCUGGAUUUAAAGGCCAAAUUAAGCUUACUGGAUUUAAAAGUGGGGAUAUUGAUCUCUCAGAGUCAUUAUGGACCUACCAGGUUGGACUUUUGGGCGAGUACCUGAAGAUAUAUGACAUUGAUCAAAGUGAGAAGGGAAUGUGGACUGAUUUGACAAUUGAUGCAAUUCCAUCAACAUUUACUUGGUACAAGACAUAUUUUGAUGCCCCCAAUGGGGUGAACCCAGUUGCUCUUGAUUUGGGAAGCAUGGGAAAGGGCCAAGCUUGGGUUAAUGGCAAUCAUAUAGGAAGAUAUUGGACUCGGGUUGCUCCAAAAGAUGGAUGUCCAGAAAUUUGUGAUUACCGUGGAGUCUAUCAUUCUGGCAAGUGUUCAAAAAAUUGUGGGAAGCCUACACAGAUCUGGUAUCACAUACCACGGUCGUGGUUGAAGGCAUCAAACAAUUUACUUGUCAUCUUUGAGGAAACAGGUGGGAAUCCAUUUGAGAUUUCAAUCAAUUCACGCUCAACUCAAACCAUCUGUGCUCAAGUGUCCGAAUCCCACUAUCCUCCUCUCUGGAAAUGGUCCCAUCCAGAUUCUGUUGGUGGCAAAAUUUCAAUAAACGAUACAACACCGGAAAUGCACUUGCAGUGUGAUGAUGAGCAUGUAAUUUCCUCCAUAGACUAUGCUAGCUAUGGAACUCCUCAAGGUAGCUGCCAGAAAUUUUCCCAAGGCAAUUGCCAUGCACCCAAUUCAUUGUCUGUGGUGUCUAAGGCUUGUCAAGGAAGGGGCAGAUGUUCAAUUAAAAUUUCAAAUACCGUAUUUGGAGGCGACCCUUGUCGACAUGUUGUUAAGACGUUGGCUGUUGAGGCAAGGUGCAUGCCUUCAUCAUAUAUCGGUUCCUCUCAGAUAUGAUAACGAAUUGAUGACAAGUAGCUGAUGCAAAUACAAAGCCCUAAGCCCAAGUCAUAGGGCACAGCAUAUAUGCCCCUUUUUUCAUUUUCUUUUUCUUAACAAAGCCAUGCCAAUUGGACUAGCCUGCUGAAUAAUUAUUCCAGUUGUAUAUAUUGUAUACCAACAUUUUCCAUGGGAACUCUUAUUUUUAUUUCUUUUUUUGGCUGAGCAGUUGCUUGGGGAGCUUUGACUUGAAUAUGUUUGUAUGAAAUAAAAAUACAUUAUACCAUAUUUAGACGCACUAAUGAAAUGAUAUUCUGUGGUUAAUUUAUGAUUA